AUGUCAAAUAGACUCUAUCUUUUACUUGAAGAGAAGCAUGCCAGAACAGCGUUUUUCGUCGCUCAGAGCACCAAGACUAUCGUGGUGCGUAGACUAGACGCUGGAAGACAGUGCGAUGAGCUCCUCGCCGCUGUCGAUCUGCAUGCACAAGGCAGCUCAACAACGGGCCCAGUUCUUCAUGGGCCGAUCCGAUAUCUGAACAUCAUUUUAUUUUGCCAGCCGGAUCAAAGUAAUCCCCUGCCUGCUUCUUUCAGCACACUCACAUCACGGAUCAAGCUGCCAGCUCUGCAGGAGAUUACUCUGUAUGCCAAAGGGGCAUUGAAUUCCGAUGGCAUAUCUGGUAGAAUCGACCUGAUACGCCCUAUCAACAAUCACAUCAAGAAAGACUAUGAUGCUCUCAUGAACGCGAUCGAUGCCCGUGGUAGCUCCCAGACCCCGGCAAAGCCUACAAACCUUCAUGUCAAACUCGAAGCAUGCGGCGUUGGCAACAUCGGAACACUGCUCCCAUCAAAGGCAAGCAUUCACCUGAAACGCGUCGUAGUCAAUAAAGAAAAUUACGGGUUGAUCACCAACGGCCUGGCGGCAAAUCAGGACGGCGACAUUUCUAACUUCACCGCUUUGCUACGUCUUCGAGUCCCCGCCGGCGUGCGGUUCGUACACGCAGCUCUUGGGCCAAUUAAUCCACCUACUGGUUUUGUAUGGAUGGUCCCCAAUAGCCGCCCAUCCAUCCGAGCUUUCCUACCACGGUCGCUACAAGAACUACGUGUAGACUUCAUCUAUCUUGCUCGCAUCUUCGUCGCGGGUGCCGGCUACCAAGACAGACUUGUCACCUACACUAUAGGCAAGGCGGCAUUGCUCGACAAAUUACGCACUGCGUACAAUUGGAUGACGGAGCUCGUGGAUCCAGUCACGGGGCUGAAAAAGCUCAAGUGCUUGCAAUUAUUGGAGGGGUCCAUGAAAAAGGACACGCAGAUUCUUGUUUGGGAUCUUCCAGCGGAGCGGCUGAACGCGUUUGAGAGGGCGGGUGUUCAAUUUGAGCUGCGCAUUCGCACGCGGGCAUCCUCAAACGGAGAAGGUAUUUGA
Parastagonospora nodorum SN15 is the source of this 1083-nucleotide messenger RNA. RefSeq lists its product as hypothetical. The coding region runs from base 1 to 1083 and encodes 360 amino acids. The transcript is spliced from 3 exons. NCBI's taxonomy places the organism in Eukaryota, Fungi, Ascomycota, Dothideomycetes, Pleosporales, Phaeosphaeriaceae. The record is from RefSeq and is a predicted model, not a curated record.